Apiotrichum porosum is the source of this 3120-nucleotide messenger RNA. RefSeq names its product HisKA. Bases 1 to 3120 code for a protein of 1039 amino acids. Gene Ontology annotation, biological process: phosphorelay signal transduction system; protein autophosphorylation. Gene Ontology annotation, molecular function: phosphorelay sensor kinase activity; histidine phosphotransfer kinase activity. The transcript is spliced from 11 exons. The record is from RefSeq and is a predicted model, not a curated record. Lineage: Eukaryota; Fungi; Basidiomycota; Tremellomycetes; Trichosporonales; Trichosporonaceae.
AUGCCCGACCUGGGCACCCCAUCGCGGAGCGACGAGACAUCGUACAGCGGUAGCGAGCGCGUGGUGUCCCCCCUAUCGACCAUCCCCAGCAAGACGAGCAGCGUCGGGGUUGCGCCGCGACGACGCGACAGCGACAGGUGGACGACACACAGGGGAGUGGAGAGGCCCCGGUUCGGCCACCAUGGGAUCAUCUGGGACGGCACGCUCGAGUCGCUCCCACCCGUAGACGCAGCAGACGGGCCUGCAAGUUCGAACUCUGGAAGUGUCCCACGGCCCAGCCUGACGAGCCGCCCGACGUGUCCCACGGGCAGUGGACUGUUUGCAAAGCUUCCGCGGCGAGGCCUGUCGUCGUCGCAACCGACCAGCUCGGGCGGGGCCGACGACGUCGGCGGCGAGGAUUCGGGCCCCGUGUCCGUCGUCGUGGUCGACAAUGACAUUGCCCUGCUCGCGCACGCCGCGAAAAAGUACACGUACGAGGACGAGAUGGGGGAGACGGGCGACGAGGGCAGUGUCGACUCGGACGUUCCUCCCGACGCAGACCCGGUCCUCUACAAUCCGCCAUCGAUCCCAUCCACCAAGAGGACACUGGCGAGAUGGAAGCAGGCGUGGAUACGGCACGUGUGGGAGCCGUUCUGCGACUUUUGCGAGCAGCGCUUUCCGGACCCGGAGAGGGAGACGGCGUUUCUCAAGGAGACAUGGCGCGUGGAGAAGAGGAGCGCAAUGGCCUGCGCCAUCUUUCUUGUCGGGUACUGGGUCAUGAGUUGUGCGCUUGUCACCGAGCGAUCCUUGUUCGACUACUAUGCGUAUGUGGGCAUCUGCGGCAUCAUCACGCUGCCGCUCCCGGUGCUCAUCGCCAUCAACGCUCCCCUCAAGCACCCUCGCCUGUACCAGCCCAUGCUGGUAGCAGCGGUCUGGGUUUGGGGGUACCUAAUUAUCAUCGAGAUGACCGGGUGCCAUUACUUUGGCGUCAACACGUGCACUCACAACCUGUAUUUUGCGCUCUUUGGCUGUGUCUUUGGGUUUCCGGCGCUCGCCAUCAUCCUCAUGCGCCAGAACCGCCUCCUCCACAUCCUUGCCGUCACGGCCUGGGUCAUCUUCAGUGUCGCCUUGUGUCUCUACAACGCCAGCGUGCCACUCCUUUUCUCCCGCAACUGGAUUGCCCUGUGGAUCUACCACGUCAUGCUCGCGAUCCAUGCGUACUAUCGCGAGCGCUCAGAACGCCAACUGUUUCUGCUCCGCCAGCAACUCAACGCCCAGUUCCGCUCCGUCCAGUGCGCGCAGGCGAUGGAACGCAAGGCGCAGCAGACCACCAAACGCUUCGUGUCGUACAUCUUUCACGAGGUGCGCGUGCCCCUGAACACGGCCCUGCUCGCCGUCCAGAACCUGGAGGGAGAGGGCGUGUUCAAGGACUGCGCCGCAGACGACGCUGAAAUGGUACACGGCCUCAACGCAAGCCUCAGUCUAAUGGAGCAAGUGCUCAACGACGUGCUGAGCUUUACGCGCAUGGAGAACGGCAACUUGAUCCAGGCGCGCAAGCCGUUCGACUUCCACAAGGCCAUCAACGUCGUCGCACUGUCGCACCGCGUGCAGGCCGAGGUGGCUGGUGUCGAGCUCGUGACCGAGCUGGAUCCAUGUAUCGACGCGCUGGGCGGGGUGUUUAUCGGCGACGACAUGCGGUUGCGUCAGAUCACCUCCAAUUUGGUGUCCAACGCGUUGAAGUUUACGCACCGCGGAAGCGUUCGGAUCGUCACCAAGCUGGUAUAUCCAAUAUCACAGGCUGCGCCGCCUGCACCUGCACCAUUUGGUUCUGAGCGGGAUCCGGAAAAGGGCUGCGUUGGGACCGAGAAACGGCGACACUCCGCUGGCAAUGGGGUUUCCUCGGAGAAGAAGCCGGACGGAUCCCACCAUCCCGACCGCCCAGCAGUGCUGCGCAUCGAGGUACACGACACCGGUGUUGGUUUGCGCGAGAGCGACGUCCAGGAUAACCGUCUGUUCUCGCCCUAUGUCCAGACGGAGAUUGGACGGCGGCAAGGCGGCAAGGGCUCCGGCCUGGGUCUCGCGUUGGUCAUGCAGAUUGUCAAGCUCAGCGGUGGAAGGCUGGGUGUCGACUCGGAGAUCAAGAAAGGGAGCGUGUUUUGGUUCGAGCUACCUUACCAAGUAUCGACAUUGCCGCUCGCUCGACAUGACAGCAUCACGCCGUCAUCACCAGUACAGAGCCUCACAGCCAAAAUGUGGCUCCCAGGCGUCUCUGAGAUGACCACCACGCCGGACGACACUGCAGGAGGCGAGGGCAAACAAGGGGAGACAGCGCCGCUCUCUGCGCUUGUAGUUGACGACGAUCCACUCACACGCAAGCUCAUGACACGCAUGAUCAAACGGCUGGGACACAAUGUCCGGACAGCCGAGAACGGCGUCGUGGCACUGAAGAUGAUCCGCGCCGCCAACGAGCACCCCAGUGACAAGAGUCUGCCGUUCGAUGUCGUCUUCCUGGACAACCAAAUGCCGGCCAUGUCGGGCGACGAGGUGGCGCGCGAAGUCCGCAACCUCGGUAUCCAGGUGUACAUUGUCGGGUGCACGGGCAACGCGCUGCGCGAGGACCAGGACGCGAACCAGUGGGCGCGUGUUGCGCGCGGCUGGACGGGAUACUACAAGACAGUCGCCGAGUGGACCGCCGCGUCGGAUGCGCUCAUCCCACCGGCAUACAAUCUGGCCUUCGGGGCGCUCCCGCCCGGUGUCAACCCGCCCCCUUUGGAUCAAGUGGGCCCAUUUGCGCGCGCGGCGCUCGACCAGUCCUUUCAUAAACUCGUCGAUGCCGCUGCAGCCUUCCCAAAGGAGACGCGCCGUGUGUUCGACCUUUCCUUGCUCACCGGUCUCCUGCCCGUCCCUCCUCCGCGCAAACCCUCUGCCCACAACCACCCAACAACCAUCCUCGCCCGCCGUGUCCCCACCUCCAAGGCCACCGUGUGCCCGCCUGCACCACGGAAAACGCGCAAGUCAGUGUCCGCCCGCUCGCACAAGUUGCUCCCAUCAAGCAGCGAGCGCCACCGCCGCACGCGCGAGGCCGCGGGAGUGUCAUCGCGGCUCGUCGCGGAUAUGGACCGACUGGAUAUCCACGGGUGA